Molecule: messenger RNA, 413 nt
Organism: Protopterus annectens (West African lungfish)
Lineage: Eukaryota; Metazoa; Chordata; Ceratodontiformes; Protopteridae
Product: complement factor H-like
Exons: 3
Coding region: 57-413 (118 amino acids)
Biological process (GO): negative regulation of complement activation, classical pathway
Source: RefSeq, a predicted model, not a curated record
AGGAAAUCCAGUUGCAUACUUUUUGUAGCCCUCCACACUGCUAUUACGGGACAAAAAUGAAUAUUUUUACUUUUUACUUUCCUGUGGUUUUAUGGACAAGUUUAACUUCUGCUGAAGAAGAAAAGGACUGCCUUUCACCUCCAAAUACAGUAGCUGAAGAACUGGCAGAAGAAAGGAAGGAAUCUUACCCUCAUUAUAGUGUACUGAAAUACAACUGUCGACCUGGAUACAUGAAAGAAGGGAACAUUUACUACAUGUGUGAAAAUGGAACAUGGAAAAGGCUUAAUAAUGUGGUGUGCAGAAGAAAGUCCUGUGGAUAUCCUGGGGAUGCUCAGUUUGGAAAUUUCAGUAUUGCUGAAGGGAAUGACUUUCUUUUUGGAUCACGGGUUGAAUACACUUGUAAUGAUGGGUAA